AUGUCCAAAGAACCUCCCAAAGACCAUAUCCCGUCCCAAUCACCCCCAAAGGGAAACGUCGUAACAGACAAAACCAAAGUCAACUUCACCCCGACCUCUAACGACACCUCCACCUUCCAGUUCUACCCCGAUGACCCCGAAGCCACUCUCAACAGAUUCAAAUUCUACAGCAAAGGAGCCAGUAUGUACUACGACCCCUGCGAAGAAUCUUCAAAAAUGUCCUUCAAGUGCCUGGAACUAAACAACUACGACAGAAGCCUGUGUCACGACUAUUUCGACGCCUACAGAGAAUGCAAGAAGCAAUGGCUCAAAGCAAGAAGAGAGGAUAACUCUAAGUGGCAGUAA
Messenger RNA from Eremothecium cymbalariae DBVPG#7215, 345 nucleotides. RefSeq names its product Cox23p (gene COX23). The transcript has a single exon. The record is from RefSeq and is a predicted model, not a curated record. Bases 1 to 345 code for a protein of 114 amino acids. NCBI's taxonomy places the organism in Eukaryota, Fungi, Ascomycota, Saccharomycetes, Saccharomycetales, Saccharomycetaceae.